This is a messenger RNA of Rhagoletis pomonella (apple maggot), 4873 nucleotides long. RefSeq lists its product as uncharacterized. NCBI's taxonomy places the organism in Eukaryota, Metazoa, Arthropoda, Insecta, Diptera, Tephritidae. Gene Ontology annotation, molecular function: zinc ion binding. The transcript is spliced from 7 exons. Gene Ontology annotation, cellular component: nucleus. Bases 219 to 4574 code for a protein of 1451 amino acids. The record is from RefSeq and is a predicted model, not a curated record.
UACCUUGUAAUGUUUUUGUCAUGGGUGACGCGACCUUAUAUGAAUUCGGCUUGGUUCUUGGCAGUGUUAGUAAACUGUCAAACUAGUGAAAAUGGAAGUGUUGGUGAUCUGAUAUUUUUGUUGUUGUUUUUUGGGGCGCAGUCGUGCUUUUUGAUAGUUCAAGUCGAUGUGUAAUUAUUUAGCUAUUUGUGCAGCGAUUGAUUGAACUAUUGAUUGAAAUGAUGAAUUUUCGCGUUAAUAUAAACGUUUGUCGUAUCUGCAUGAAGUCAGAUGAUGGCGUAUCUCUAUUGGAAGACAAGGAAUUGGGUGAAAAGUUUGUGUUUACAACGCGCUUAAAGCUCAACGGGAAUGAUGAUUUGCCCUCCAUAAUUUGUGGCAAAUGCUUGAAGCGCCUGUAUAUAUCUCAUGAUUUCGUUAAGCUAGCCCAUGAAUCUGAGAAAAAUUUAAAAGCAUUUCUAAUCAAGAUUAGUGAAGACUUUCAGUUGGUAACAAAUAACAAUUCAAAUAACGUCAACGGAGAAGAUGAGGAUGAUGACGAUUUAUUUUCGACAAUUCUUCAAGAUGAAAGUAAGGAUGGGAUUAGUGACGAACCUACUUCGGAGCAAGUUUCCGAGCCAAAGUAUAAAGACACCACUGGCCCAUCCCAACUGCCCAGUAAGAAAAAAAAUACUGCCAGAGAGAAAUCCCAAGCAUCGUCAAACGAUCUAAAAUCCGAUCUUGCGAUAAAAAAUGUAGGCAGCAACAUGUUGAAACAAGUUAAAAGGCAAAAUUCGAACAAUGAUGUAGAAACUCAUGAGCCAUGCAAGUCGGAGGAGCAAAUAGAAAGAGGGCCAGAAGAAGAAGAGCGCAUAUCCGAAUUCAAUGUUGAAGGGGAUGCAGAUUUAACCGAAAUUGUGGAAAUGCAACCUCUUUCGAGCGAACAUCUCCAAAAUGAAAAUUCUUCUGAUCACGAGAUACAAAUACUAGCCCUCACCGAUGAUGAGUCACAAACGGAGUUAGAAGUCUUGGAAGAAAAUCUACAACCAAGUGAUGAUAUACACAGCAGUAAUGACGUUGGCCAGAAAUCGCGAAAAAGUGGUGGAUUUUUUAAGGAAUAUCAAGCAAUGCUUGAAGAUGCCGAUGAUUACCUAGAAGAUAACAAUUCGAUGGAUAGCAAAACAAAUGAAAUGCAUUCGUUUGGUGCAGAUGAAGAAAUAUUGGAAGAUACAGAGGUUCACAUGAAAUCAAUUGAACAGGAAAAUAUUGUCGAAGAGCAUGACGCCGAUGCAUCAAAACAAGCCCAGUCUACAACCGAGAACAUUGAAGCUACUGAAAAAGAAGCUAAAGGCAGAACACGGAAAACCCAAAACAGAACGAAUAAUCGCAGUUCCAGUACUCGAAUUGCAAAAAAAGGCGAGGGACUAAACACAUCAAACCGUUACGUAUGCUUUAAGUGCAAUCGUGACUUCAGCACCAAAACCAAUCUCAACCGACAUAUGGCAACACAUGAAGGCAAUCGAGCAUUUCAAUGCCAUAUUUGCGAUAAAACAUUCACCCAGAAUGUGUCACUAAAGCAGCAUAUGUACACCCAUACAGGUGAAAAGCCAUACCAGUGCGUAGUUUGUCAUAGAGGUUUUACGCAAUGCAAGAGUCUGGUGUUCCACAUGCGUAGACAUACCGGCGAAAAACCAUUUCCAUGUGAAAAGUGUGGAGCUCUCUUUCGACAGAAGGACGGUUUAAAGACUCACAUCCUUAAAAGACACACAAUUAAAUCACAAGAAGGCGAUGUGGAGAUAAUAACUUGUGCCAUCUGCAAGGAGGUAUUAGCUGACAAAAACUCUCUGCAAGAACAUAUGAAGAAACACUUAAACGACUAUGUUCGAGUGGACUCUGCCAUGUCAUGCGCGAACCGCGAGGCAAAUAUAGAGGAAAGUGACAAUAAAAAUAUUCUGCUCGAUUAUAUAGAUGAUGACCCACUGAACGACAAGUCUGGCGUUAUUAUAGAUGAUUCUGCACAAGGGAUUGCGGCUGAUAUAAGUUCAUCGGCGCAUGUGGUAGAUUUAAUGACAACGUCAGCGUUGGAACCAAGUCGUGCAAAGAAAUACCAAUGCCGAAUAUGUUUCAAAUGCUUCGCCAUUAAAAUGGAAGUAUGUCGCAUUUGCGGAGGAAUUGAAUCCCUUAAAUGUUUUCUAGGCAACCAUCAACUGACGGAAUUGUUGGCCGUUUGUGCGAAUAUUACAGUAAAAGAAGGUGAUGUCUUACCGAAACAUAUUUGCGAACAAUGCGAGUUUGGAUUGCGUUUCUCAUACAGGCUGCGAAAACAAAGCGAAGAAACUGAGAAGCGUUUGCGGCAGGAAAUGCAAACACAAGCGAUUAGUACCACCACAGGCGAUGAGCGAGCCAUUGUUUUAAAUGUUGAGGUAAUACCAGCACAAUAUUCUGUUAUGCCCGUACCGACGAGACUGGCAUCCGAUGUAGCCAAAAACAUUUGCACUUCAACGAAUGAAGUUGGUACGGAUAUUAAUUCGGAAAUUGGAAAAGACUUUCCAGGAAAAACAAUUGCUGGUAAACGCUUGCGACUUGAAGCUAAUGAGCAACAAGUAAGUACUUCCAUCACUGAGAUUUAUGAUGAAGGUCCUUUGGAGGUGGUGAAUGAAGAGAAUCCAAAAGAAAUAUCAGUCCAAGAACGUCUGAGGUUGGAGCUGCGCAAGCGAGGUGUGACAAUGUGCCCACGCCCGCAAGCUGAACAAGAAGGCUUCUUAAAUGCACUUGAUAAUGAACAACAGGUAAUUGCCGAGAAGCGUAUGCAUCUUGAAUUGGAGUCCCCUUUGGUAGGCAUGUUAGAUAAUGAGGAAGGCAACGAUGAUGAUGUAAUUGAACUGGUUGACGAAGACUCGGUGCUGCCGGCAUCGCCACAUGAAAAAACUCCUCAUGGAAAUGAGUUGUAUACAAAUGAAUAUCAAGCUGAAGACAUAAUAGAAGAAAUACUUUCCUCGGAGGAAGAAGCAGGAGAUGGAAAUGAUCUCAUCGAACAUACUAGUUAUCAUCCGGAGAGACAAGAAGACAAUGCUGAUAUAGUAUAUGAAGAUUUAGACGAUGAUUGUGAAGAACCAAUUAGCAUCGACGAUUGUCAAAUACAGUUUACCAAAGAAGAGCGUCAUGAUUUAGAUUACAAUGAGUGUGUAGAAUCACUCGCUACACAAGAAAACGAUGGCGAAUCACAAGAAAACCAUCUCAAGGAGUUUGAGAAAGAGACUGUUAAUGAAGUAGACUGUAACUUAGAGAGUGGAUCAACAUAUAAUUUAAACAGAGGAAAGGUCAUAUCCUAUACUUGUCCCACCUGCAAUGAGGUGUUCGAUACACAUCGAGAAUUCCGGGAGCAUAAUAAAACACAUGGCGGUAAACGAUUCCGUUGUGAGGUAUGUAACAAGUGGUUUCCACAACUAUCUCGCCUUCGAAGGCACGCCAAAUCUCAUAAAAAUGAUGAUGAAGAUCGCCUUCAGUGUCCGCACUGUGACCGCAACUAUCAAUUACGUAGCAAUUUAACGCGACAUAUACGCACCGUACACGAAAAAAAGGGCUGCGUAUGCGACGUUUGUGGCGAGAAAUUCGGACGAUCUGAUAUUCUCAAGAAUCACAUGGCUAAACAUAUAGAAGAACGCGAUUUUCAGUGUGAUAAGUGCCCAGAAAGAUUCAAAUCAAAUCACUAUUUAAACAAGCAUAUGCACAAGCACAAACUUUAUGACAGUGAUGGAACAUCAAAGGAGGAAAGCGAAAAUACUAUCCCACCGGAAAAAAAGACUCACUACUGUCACUAUUGUGGCAAGGUGUCCAAACACCAUUUUACCCAUAAAAUGCAUAUGCGCAUACAUACGCAAGAGCGGCCACACAAGUGUGAUGCCUGCAGUAAAUCGUUUCGCACUUUGGCUGCGCUAAUUACGCACGAACGGAUUCAUGAUGAUGCUCGGCCAUACCAAUGUGAACAUUGUCUGCUCUCCUUUCGGCAGCAGGGGCAUCUCAAGGAACAUCGCAUGAUACAUGAAGGUAUUACACCACAUGUGUGUAGUAUCUGUAACCUAGCUUUUACCAAAAAGAAUAAUAUGCUCGUACAUAUGCGCAUUCAUUCAGGAGAGAACCCCUACAAAUGCGUCACUUGUGGUGAACAAUUCAAAAAAGCAGAGCAGUUGAGAAAACAUGAAUUUAAGGUGCAUAACAAAAUAGCCACGGAUCAAGGUAAUAAUCGACCCCAAACCCUACAUCAAGACGCAAAUGCGGGUAACGAAGAAGAAGAUGAGGUAUAUGAUAAUGAUAAUCGAUUUGCCUAUUUACCAUCAGAGCUGCUGGGCAGCGACAGCAAUAGUCUUGAGGUGAUAGAAGAGCCAAAUGAGUCGCAUAUUGAAAACAAUGCAAUUAUCGAUGGAGUAGUAAUUCAAGGUGGUAUUGACGAUGGAGUCCCUGGAAUGGCGACAAGUAUUGACUUGGGGUCAACUUUUUGCAAUAAUUUAAACGAUGACUUUAAUAUUGAUGAUACUAGUGUUGUGCUGGUAGUGGAUGAUAACGCCAAGUUCAAUAGCUUGUUUAUUAUGGACGAUUAAUACACAGCUUUUGCAAUUUUUUUCAUUUAUUUACACUCUAUUAUGAAAACAAUACAAAUUAAGACAAUUCAUAUUUUAAUAUUUCUAGUAAGAAUUAGAAUUACAUACAUACAUAGAUAUAUACAUAUGUAUAUAGUGCAGUUGAUUAUAAAAGAGCAGGAUUGCGAUAUUUUUACCAGUUUGGACUAUUUGUCUUUUGUUUAUUUAAUGUUUAAUAUUUUUUUUUUUAUAAAAGUCUUGCUGGUUAUAAAACAAACACUAUCUAAAUUCACAUUUCAAACUUUGUAAAAAAAAGUACC